CUCUCCUUACCCCCGAGAAACAAGAAACAUCCGAAAGAACAAAAAUCUCAACAGAAAAUAUACUCUAUCAAAAAAAAAAAAAAAAAACAAAAAAAAAAAAUCCCAACGGGAUAAACAAAAAAAGAUAUAUGUUAACAUUUCAAAUUUGAGAUUACAAUAAACAAUUUUUGUUAUUUUUUUGAUUUUUCGUGUUCUGGGGGUGGGAGUUAGAGCUUUGCAUUUGUAUUUUCUUUUAUAUUUUUUAACAUUAUCUUAUUGAUUCAUAUACCAUUUCAUCGGAUUGGUCGUCGUGAAGGCAUUGUUGCUUUGUUUCGCAUGUUUAUGUCUCCACGUUCCAAUCUUCAACGUUUAAGUUUUCUCUUUUUGGAUUCAGAGGCAUUGGAAACUUGUGGGUUAUGCGCCAAGUUGAUGAUUUUUACGUGGGUUGCUGGCAAAGUUGAAUAAUAACGUAGAAACAUAUUUGGUAUUGGAUGCUCAAAAGGGUAACUCUGCUAAAACAUUUUCCUUCCACCCUGGAGAAUUUGAAGGAAUUUCUGUCAAGUUCGAUGAAAUGAGAAGGAAAAUUCAUGGAUGUUGUGGUAAUCAUUUGAGAAACAAUGGAAUUGAGAAGAGCAGGUUACACAGCUAUUUUCUUGAUUCUGCUUUGUGCAUUCAUAAUUGGGAGCUCACUUGGGAAGAAGAAGGUAGCUGAAUUGUUUUCCAACAUUAAUGGAGAUAGUUGUAUUUCGCAGAAGACGGAUGGAAACAUGGCAGAGAAGGAUUGGAUCCAUUGCAGAAAAGAACUAAUAGACAGGAAAAGUGAAGUUGAGAACAUUGACUGGUAUAUCCCACAGGAAACAACUAGUGACUGGAGGUCAGUGUACUUAACAAAACGAAGCAUAUAUAAUGCAAUCAUAGUUCUGCCAGCCCAUAUGAAACAAGAAUUGUUUGAUUGCUUAAGAAAGAAAAGUUCUGCAUUUCAUGUUUCGGAUAACAAAACUAGCUCGAAGUUGUUCAUGAAGUGUGUCGAGCUUAUCUUUGGCUGGCCACAUGCUCCUAGAAGAUAUUUGGCUAGCAAGUUGCAUCAGUCAAAGGCACCAAGCCCUACUCCAGAUAAAGCUCCCACACCUGCAGUUUCAGCUCCAGCACCAUCCGAUCAAUCACCUUCCAGCACUCCUUCUCCAAGUCCUUCUCCUGGUCCUUCCCCAGCUCGUUCCCCAACUCCUUCUCCAACUCCUUCUCCAACUCCUCAGGCCCAAGUUGAGCCUCCAGCAAAACCAGUUAUCCUAACAAAUACACCUAAAGUACGCCCACCACCUCCAGCUCGUAAACGUUCACCUCCUGCUCCUCAUCCUCCUCCACCAAAGAAAGAUGACAAAAAUCAGGCAAAAACUAUUGUCAUUGCUGCAGCUGCAGCAGGAGCAGUUGCCGUCAUUGCACUGCUUUUGUGUUGCUGUCUUAAGAGGAGGCGCAAAAAGGUUGAUCCGGCUUUUAGAAUAAAAGAUGAUAGACCUCUUCUCAACAUGUCCUUGAGUGAUUUCUCUGCUGGUUCCUCACAGAAGUCUAUGAGCUUAGGAAACUCCAAUAACACAGAGUUCAUCGCUAAUGGUACAAAGUUUGCUAACAAUCAGUCCAUGAAAUCUGAAAAUUGUGAUUCCUCAGUGGCUGAGCCGAUACCAUCAGUAGCUGCCUCAUCAGCAGUAUUUCCUCCCCUAAAGCCUCCUCCUGGAAGAUUAGCUUCUCCAUCUCCUGCACCACCACCUCCUGCACCGCCACCAACACCACCACCACCACCACGACCUUCAGCACCAUCACCACCUCCACCUCCUCCUCCUGGCCCCCGCCCUCCUCCACCUCCAAAGUUAGGUCGCCCUCCACCUGCUCCACCUAAACCAAUGGCUGGAAAAACUCAGCUUUCUGGCCCUAAACCUAAUGGUGGUUCUAGUGAGGGAGAGGAUACUGAUGCAGACUCUGGAGCUCACAAAGCUAAGUUGAAGCCAUUCUUUUGGGAUAAGGUUCUUGCCAACCCCAAUGAUCAAUCCAUGGUCUGGCAUGAGAUCAGUGGAGGAUCAUUCCAGUUUAAUGAGGAGAUGAUAGAGUCUCUAUUUGGUUAUAACAACCCUGUGGGCAAGAAUAAAAAUGAGCGCAAGAAAGAAUCAUCAAGUUUGGAACCUGCUGUCCAAUAUAUUCAGAUAAUUGAUCCUAAGAAAGCACAAAAUCUAGCAAUUCUUCUACGAGCAUUGAACGUGACAAUAGAAGAAGUUGUAGAUGCACUUCGAGAAGGUAAUGAGCUUCCUAUGGAGCUCAUCCAAACUUUGUUAAAGAUGGCACCAACAACAGAAGAGGAACUGAAGCUUAGGUUAUUCACCGGAGAUAUUUCACAGCUAGGGCCUGCAGAGCGGUUCCUCAAAAUAUUGGUUGACAUCCCAUUUGCUUUUAAACGAUUAGAGUCAAUAAUGUUUAUGACUUCCCUUCAGGAGGAAGCCUCUGGCGUUAAAGAAUCCCUCGCAUCUUUAGAGGUUGGGUGCAACAAACUCAGAAAGAGCAGGCUAUUCCUAAAACUCUUGGAAGCAGUUCUCAAAACUGGCAACCGCAUGAAUGAUGGUACCUAUCGUGGUGGCGCGCAAGCAUUUAGGCUUGACACACUCUUGAAGUUGUCAGAUGUUAAAGGAAUUGAUGGAAAGACCACACUCUUGCACUUUGUUGUUAGGGAGAUCAUCCGUUCCGAGGGCAUAAGAGCUGUGCGUACAGCCAGAGCAAGCCAAAGUAUGUCCAGUGUGAGAACAGAGGAUUUUGUUGAAGAACUUGGUGAAGAAUCGGAAGAGCACUAUCGUAGCCUUGGUCUGCAGGUGGUCUCUGGUCUAAGGGAUGAGCUUGAGGAUGUUAAAAAGGCAGCCAUCAUAGAUGCAGAUAGCCUAACAUCUACCGUAUCGAAACUUGGCCAAUCACUAGUGAAAGCUAGAGACUUUCUAAGGGUUGAGAUGCAGAACCUGGAUGAAGACAGUGAAUUCCAUCGUACACUAAAAAGUUUUGUGGAGCAUGCAGAAACCGAUGUCACAUUGCUUUUGGAGGAAGAAAAGAGGAUAAUGACUCUUGUGAAAAGUACUGCAGAUUACUUUCAUGGGAAAGCAGGGAGGGAUGAAGGUUUGCGCUUAUUUGUGAUCGUACGAGAUUUCUUGAUAAUCUUAGAUAAGGUAUGCAAAGAGAUCAAAGAUUCCACAGAAAAGGCAGCAAAGACUACCACUUCCAAAAAAGAUUCUCAAACAGCAGCAGCUACUUCAGAAAAUCACCAACCCACACCUUCAGACAUUCAUCAACGACUAUUUCCAGCAAUUGCCGGGCGACGAAUUGAUGAUGAUGAUUCCAGUUCAGAUGAUGAGAGUCCAUCUCCUUAGCUUUCAUUUUCAUAUAGGUAUAUAAGUUCCUGACUUGGAAGCUUUACUAUCACUUCCUUGUUUCCUUAAUAGAAUUACAGAAGAAAACCUUCACUUAGUAUAGGGUGUGCUUGCAAGCAAAAGGAAGGGGAAAAUUGUCUUCAAAGUAAUGCAAUUGUGCCAUAACGUGUGUAAAAUCUUUGAGAUAUUGAUCUAUGGAUGUGGUGAGGAAAAAAGGAAAGCAUUGGUUUCUAGAAA
Ziziphus jujuba (common jujube) is the source of this 3611-nucleotide messenger RNA. Its product is annotated as formin-like protein 3. The coding region runs from base 597 to 3374 and encodes 925 amino acids. NCBI's taxonomy places the organism in Eukaryota, Viridiplantae, Streptophyta, Magnoliopsida, Rosales, Rhamnaceae. The transcript has 6 exons. Gene Ontology annotation, molecular function: actin filament binding. Gene Ontology annotation, biological process: actin nucleation; actin cytoskeleton organization. The record is from RefSeq and is a predicted model, not a curated record.